CGUCUAACAGGCAUCAGAAUAACCUCAUCACUAAUGGAAGGUUCUGAUGAUAGAGACGAACACGUCUAACAGGCAUCAGAAUAACCUCAUCUCUAAUGGAAGGUUCUGAUGAUUGAGACGAACACGUCUAACAGACAUCAGAAUAACCUCAUCUCUAAUGGAAGGUUCUGAUGAUAGAGACGAACACGUCUAACAGACAUCAGAAUAACCUCAUCUCUAAUGGAAGGUUCUGAUGAUUGAGACGAACACGUCUAACAGGCAUCAGAAUAACCUCAUCUCUAAUGGAAGGUUCUGAUGAUUGAGACGAACACGUCUAACAGACAUCAGAAUAACCUCAUCUCUAAUGGAAGGUUCUGAUGAUUGAGACGAACACGUCUAACAGACAUCAGAAUAACCUCAUCUCUAAUGGAAGGUUCUGAUGAUAGAGACGAACACGUCUAACAGACAUCAGAAUAACCUCAUCUCUAAUGGAAGGUUCUGAUGAUUGGUGUUGCUUUGUGCACUGAUUGAUAUUCUAGCGAGUUCUUGAUCCACUGGUCCUUUAAGAGAUCACCCACUCUGACUCAGAAGAGAAUAUCUCUCUCUUCUGAGAAAUGAUCUGCAGGGAGCUUUACAAUCAGAGUUAUUGUUCCACUUUACAAUCAAUGGGAAAUUCAUGUUUGACCAGAACUGAGAUCAUGUAUAGUCCUGAUGAACUCUUCCUCUUCCUCUUCCUCCUCUUCCUCUUCCUCCUCUUCCUCCUCCUCCUCUUCCUCCUCCUCAGUGAGUCAGCGUGUCGGUUCUACAGCCAUCAGAUGAAGGGGAGGCACCUGGCGAUGAGGAAGAUGAGUGAGAUCCAGAGGAGCAUUGAGGGCUGGGAAGGGAAGGACAUCGGUCAGAGCUGCAGUGAGUUCAUCAUGGAGGGCACGCUGACCCGCGUGGGCGCCAAGCACGAGCGCCACGUCUUCCUGUUCGACGGCCUGAUGGUCUGCUGCAAGUCCAACCAUGGCUCGCCGGCCGAGUACCGGCUGAAGGAGAAGUUCUUCAUGCGCAAAGUCCAGAUCCACGACAAGGAGGACAAGGAGGGCGAGUACCGGCACGCCUUCGAGAUCCUCCUGAAGGACGGCAACAGCGUGGUGUUCUCCGCCAAGUCCGCGGAGGAGAAGAGCGGCUGGAUGGCCGCGCUGAUCUCCCUGCAGUACCGCAGCACUCUGGAGCGCCUGCUGGACUCUGCACUGCUGCAGCAGGACGAGGCGCUGCUGCCGCCCGGGCCCGACCGGUACCGCUUCGCCUGGCCCGACUCCCAGCAGAACGUCCUGUUCGAGGAGAACACGCAGAACCAGGCCGGCAUCCCCGUGGUGAAGGCCGGCACGGUGCUGAAGCUCAUCGAGAGGCUGACCUUCCACAUGUACGCCGUCUCGCUGUUAGAGCUGUGA
This is a messenger RNA of Notothenia coriiceps (black rockcod), 1415 nucleotides long. RefSeq names its product son of sevenless homolog 1-like. Gene Ontology annotation, cellular component: cytosol. Bases 594 to 1415 code for a protein of 273 amino acids. Gene Ontology annotation, molecular function: guanyl-nucleotide exchange factor activity. The record is from RefSeq and is a predicted model, not a curated record. The transcript has 3 exons. Lineage: Eukaryota; Metazoa; Chordata; Actinopteri; Perciformes; Nototheniidae.